Messenger RNA from Episyrphus balteatus (marmalade hoverfly), 2222 nucleotides. RefSeq names its product protein no-on-transient A-like. The transcript has 2 exons. Gene Ontology annotation, molecular function: RNA binding; protein binding; translation activator activity. Lineage: Eukaryota; Metazoa; Arthropoda; Insecta; Diptera; Syrphidae. Bases 452 to 2089 code for a protein of 545 amino acids. Gene Ontology annotation, biological process: regulation of translational initiation. The record is from RefSeq and is a predicted model, not a curated record.
AAGCAGCAGAAAAGAAACAGCCACAACACUUUCGCGCACUACCACCACACAAAGUGGGGUUAGAAAAAAAAAAUAAAUCGCAAAAAAAAAGAAGAAAAAAAAACGACACUCAAUCGAGAUCGACGUGAAAAAAGGCAAAAAAAACUCUCAUCAAAAAAGCAAAAAAAAAGAAUUUUUUUUUUUUAGAUUUCAAUUGUCAAAGGGUUCCUCCAUCCUCCAUACAUAUAUCCGAAAUCCAUUGUUCCAAUCCCGUGAAAUUCUCUUUACAUUAUUUUACGAAUCGGACGUCGUCGUCGUUGUCGUCGUUCUUCUUACAUUUUUACAACACACUUUUUUUUCCUUCUUCUUUUUUGUGUGUGCAAAAGCGUGUGAAUCUUCUCUUUUUUUAUUUUGUUGGGACAACCUCAGAAACAAAAACGUCGUCUUAAAAAAAGUUUUUUUGGAGAAAAUUAUGUCAGCACCACCCUCGAAGCAAUUAUCAGCAAAUGCUCCCGAGUUUAUACCACGAGGAUAUACGCUCAAUAUUAUUCAUAACAUAACAAAUAAUUUAGCUCCUCCUCAACCAGGUCCAGGUAAUAACUUUCCCCAACAACAACAGCAGCAGCACCAGCAUCAUCCCCAACAACAACACCACCAUCAUCAUCAGCAGCAGCCACACCAUCAUCAUCACCAUCAACAGCAGCAGCAUCAUCACCAUAACCAUGGCCAGGCAGCUGCAAUGAGAGAUUUACCUCAUCAAAUGAAUUCCAUGAGACUGAGCAACAACGCGGCUCCUUCUGUACAAGAACGUCUGCAGGUUAAUCGCGGCGGCGGCGGCAAUCCUCAACAGCAGCACUACCAGCAGCAACCCCAUCCUCAGCCUCAUCACUACAACAACAUGCACAACCAACAGUUCCCUGGUCGUGGAGGUGGCGGUGGCGGCGGAGGCGGCGGUGGCUACAACAAGCAUCAUCAGCAGCAACAACAUUACAACAACUCGCAGCAACAACAGCAUCGUUAUGCCAAUGGAGGAGGAAGCGGCGGCCAACACCCGCAACCGCGUCAUUCUAGUCAACACUCUAGCAAUUCAAAUGCCAACUCGAACGCCGCCAACAACAUGAACAACCAGCAACAGUCGCAGCAGCCACAACAACAAAACUCUACCAACACCACCACGGCAACCGGAACGCCUGCAAGCUCCGAUCCCAACCAACAAACCGAGGAGGAAACAUUCGCCGUCAACUACGUCGAAUCUCUAAUCAACUGCCUCAACGAGAAUCCCGGCUCAUUUGACUCUAUCACCGCCAGUGCUCUGACCGUCUUCGAGGGUUUCGGCACCAACGAAUACAUCCUUAGCAAUGCCAUGGAGAUGAUCUUUAAUCGCUCCAUUGAGGAGCAAAACUUCCGCUACAUGGGAGCCAAGCUAUACGGCCUGCUCGAUUUGAUUGAUCUUAGGGAGGAUAGUUCCUUCCGCGUGUUACUCAAUUUGAAACUCGAAUACCAUCGCAAUGAGAUUCUCAAGUACAUGCAAAAUGAACAAUCUAAAGUUCGUGGAACAACUUUAUUCCUUGCUGAAUUGUACAUGCAACUGCGCAACGAUGGCAAUCGUAUCAAAGACAUCGCACAAAACAUUGUCUUCUCUAUAAACCAACUCUUGCGGAAGACAACUCCCGAGAAUAUGAAAUGCAUUUGUUUGACCUUAAAGCUUGCUGGAUACGAUCUUGAGUUUGAUUGUCAGGCUGAUAUGAAAGUCAUUAUGCAAAAUCUGACCUCUGUUAAUGCCUUGGAUGUUAGUACCAGUCGGAUUCUGGAAAACGUGCUCAACCUGCAGAAGAACAAGUGGGGUAGAAUGUCGGAGCCGCCAGCAGCUGUUAUUCAGCCAUUUAACAAUGCCAAUAGUGUUCGUCUGAGUGACGAUCCUGUGUUCUAUGGUCCCGAUGGCCAGAUAUUGACCGAGGAAGAGAGCAACUUUUUGGUAGCCAAUUUAGCUGCUAGCGAUGGAUUAGAGGGAUCCGAUUCGGAUUUGGAAGUUGAUCCGGAAAUGGAUGCUGAAACGAGGAAGGCUUAUAAGGCGUUCUUGAAGCAGCAGGAUCUACAGCAUCAUUUGUAGGAAUAAUAAUAUGCAGCUGAGUUGUAGUUGUUUAUUAAUUUCCCUCGCGCGCAGCAAUGUUGAAACCGUACAUUUAUAUACUAUACAUAUACAUUAUAUAUAUAUAUAUUUUUUUUUUUAUUAUAUAUUUUUU